Molecule: messenger RNA, 1761 nt
Organism: Mucor mucedo
Lineage: Eukaryota; Fungi; Mucoromycota; Mucoromycetes; Mucorales; Mucoraceae
Exons: 2
Coding region: 91-1704 (537 amino acids)
Biological process (GO): protein dephosphorylation; negative regulation of MAPK cascade
Cellular component (GO): cytoplasm
Molecular function (GO): MAP kinase tyrosine/serine/threonine phosphatase activity; protein tyrosine/threonine phosphatase activity
Source: RefSeq, a predicted model, not a curated record
CCGCCAUCUUUGAAUCUAGACACAAGUGAACCACCCUUACUUACCUUCAAGCGAGAUGAGUCAAGUCCAAUCAAGUCCAAUUCGCCCACGAUGGCACCAUCUCCACCUUCACCAAGAGCAAAUAAAGGAAGGGUCGGUAAAAGAUUAUCAGCCACACUGAGUACAAUGAUUCAUCCCCAACAAAGUAAUCCGCAUGGAAAUAAUAAUAGCAUCAAUGGAGGAGCACUAGCAAAGACGAUCCAUGAGACCAAGUAUAUCGAGGCAUCCGAGCUGGGUGAUAUCCUAGAGCAAUCUUUAACGGUAGAACCAUUAAUGAUUGAUAUGCGGUCAUUAGAGAAUUAUGAAAAAUCACGUAUCCGACACUCGAUCAAUGUCAAUGUGCCCAGUUUACUGAUCAAAAGAUACAAGCGAGGUGUUGUUUCUAAUUUCAACCUGUCCAGCUUCAUCACCACGCCUGAAGGCACUGACUACUACAACCGUUGGAUGAGCAAAUUUAAUAUAGAAGAUAACAAUAUUCAAAACUUACCCGAGGGAGCUAAAUUUAUUGUCUAUGAUGAUCAUAUGAUGAAUGAAGAUACAACUACAGCAGUUUGGACACUAAUGGCUGUGAUUGCAAAGAACUUGAAUGUAGCUUCCAACGUCAAUUGGUUAAAGCAUGGUUACUAUGCCUUUGAAAAGUGGGAUUUCAAUGGACGCUAUAUUGUCCAUUUUAAUCAUUCACCUCCAUUACCUAUACCUUUAUUCAAACCUACUCCUAUGAUCUCUCGCAGUGCAACCACCCUAUCCAACAAAAACAAUCAAAUCAAUGUACAAAGAAGAGCUAGUUUAUUCAGUCUCGACACCACCACACUCCGAUCCAAGCAUCCUUCUGCUAUGGCCAAUGUAAAUACCACUCCUCCUCAGAGAAGGAUAUCCAGUAUAAAUGAAAAGCCUUGCUUGUUUUCACCAAGCACACCUGCAACCACCACCUCGCCCGAUGUUUUCCACACACCAUUAGAGCAGUUCCCCACAGCCUCCACUAUGUUGACUGCCAAUCAUACACCCAAAGUGGAUGGUGAAUUUGAUUUUGUCAUAUCCGAAAUCAUUCCCCAUUUCUUGUACUUGGGUCCUGAAAUAGCCACGCCAGAUCAACUGGGUGGGCUAAAGUCAAAAUCGAUCAAACGGAUCCUCAACAUGGCAGAAGAGUGUGAUGAUGAUGUUCCCAGUUUGAAAGAAACCUUUAAAUAUGUAAAGAUAGAUGCCAGAGAUACUGUAGAAAUGCAAAAUGUAGAGGAAACCCUUAGAAAAGCUGUACAAGUUAUUGAUGAUGCAAAGAAACAUCAUGAACCUAUUUAUGUACACUGUAAGGCAGGUAAAUCAAGAUCUGCAGCGGCUAUAUUAGCUUAUUUGGUACUAUCAGAACAUUGGACCCUUAAACGAGCUUACCGUCAUAUUGUCAAAGCAAGACCCAACAUUUCUCCAAACAUUGGCUUUGUUGCCGAACUCAUGAAACUGGAGGAAGGCGUGCAUGGCGUCGUAAGCAAUUUUGCUGGUACCGAUUGGCACCUGACAGACGCUACCCAUCCACCCAGUCCUGAUACCCAAAAGGAGAUGGGAAGAUUAGAAAAGGCUUGGAAGAGAGGCAGAUCCCAAAGUGGAAGUAGACAUCGUUCUUUGAGCUCUAGUAGUAGAGGAAGUAUCAUCUUUAGUGCCAAAGAUAAUUAGUAUUUAUAUCCCCCCCCCUCCCUUUUUUUUUUUUUUUUUUUUUUUGGUAAUAAAGAC